Messenger RNA from Labrus mixtus (cuckoo wrasse), 3658 nucleotides. It is a transcript of the gene pias1b, whose product is annotated as protein inhibitor of activated STAT, 1b. Gene Ontology annotation, biological process: regulation of transcription by RNA polymerase II; protein sumoylation. NCBI's taxonomy places the organism in Eukaryota, Metazoa, Chordata, Actinopteri, Labriformes, Labridae. The coding region runs from base 21 to 1985 and encodes 654 amino acids. The record is from RefSeq and is a predicted model, not a curated record. The transcript is spliced from 14 exons. Gene Ontology annotation, molecular function: transcription coregulator activity; zinc ion binding; SUMO ligase activity.
UGCGCGUCUAAUGUAACAAGAUGGCGGAGAGUGCGGAACUGAAGCAAAUGGUAAUGAGCCUUCGAGUUUCAGAGCUCCAAGUGCUGUUGGGGUAUGCAGGACGUAAUAAGCACGGACGCAAACAUGAACUAUUGACCAAAGCCCUCCAUCUACUGAAGGCUGGAUGCAGUCCAGCUGUGCAGAUGAAGAUCAAAGAACUCUAUAGACGACGCUUCCCAACCAAAAUGGUUUCGCCAGUGGACAUGGCUCUGCCUGGUGUUCAUUCUGCCUCCAGCCUUCCCGCUGGCCUUGCUCAGCUGGGAUUCGACAGCCACGGUUCCCCUUCGCCUCUGCUGCCUGUGUCUUUACUCGGGCCUAAGCAUGAGCUGAGCCUGCCUCACCUUCCCUCUGCCCUGCACCCUGUACACCCAGAUGUCAAGCUUCAGAGAUUGCCAUUCUAUGAUGUGCUGGAUGAGCUCAUUAAGCCAACCAGUCUUGCCUCAGACAACAGUCAGCGGUUCCAGGAAGCAUGUUACGCCUUCGCAUUAACACCACAGCAAGUUCAACAGAUCAGUAGCUCCAUGGACAUAUCUGGGACCAAAUGUGACUUUGCUGUUCAAGUCCAGCUAAGAUUCUGUUUAUCAGAGACGAGCUGUCCCCAGGAGGAUCACUUCCCCCCAAAUCUGUGUGUGAAGGUCAACGGCAAACCCUGUAAUCUCCCGGGAUAUCUCCCUCCUACCAAAAAUGGAGUUGAACCAAAAAGGCCCAGUCGCCCCAUCAAUAUAACCUCUCUAGUCCGACUGUCCACCACAGUCCCCAACACGAUCGUGGUUUCCUGGACUUCAGAAAUUGGGAGGAGUUUUUCCAUGGCUGUUUAUUUAGUAAGACAGCAGUCGUCUGCAGUGUUGUUGCAAAGACUACGGGCCAAAGGAAUUAGAAACCCCGAUCACUCGAGAGCUCUGAUCAAAGAGAAACUAACUGCUGAUCCAGAAAGUGAGAUCGCCACCACCAGUCUACGAGUGUCUCUCCUGUGUCCUCUGGGGAAGAUGAGGCUUACAAUCCCCUGCAGAGCGUUGACAUGCUCUCACCUUCAGUGCUUCGACGCUACACUUUAUAUCCAAAUGAAUGAGAAGAAGCCGACGUGGGUGUGUCCAGUCUGUGACAAGAAGGCGCCGUAUGAGCACCUCAUAAUUGACGGGUUAUUCAUGGAAAUCUUGAGUAGCUGUUCUGAUUGUGAUGAAAUCCAGUUCAAAGAAGAUGGAAACUGGUCACCUAUGAGGUCAAAGAAGGAGGUCCAGGAGGUGUCUGCUUCCUACAAUGGUGUAGACAGCGAUUCGUCUCGGACGGAUUCACACGAGACGAAGCGGGGAUCUAAUGACAAUGGGAAGAAAUUUGAUGUGAUUGACCUGACCCUGGAUAGCUCCUCGGAAGACGAGCUUGAUGAUGAGCCGCCUCUUAAGAGAGCCUGUCCCUCACUGUCACCUGUCUCUCCGCCUCCAAACAAAGGAGUACUGAACCUACACAGCCAGGCCUCGCCUGUGUCCAGAGCUCCCAGCAUGCCCCCCGUGGAGACCAGCUACAUUCCUCCCCCUCCACCUCUCAUCCAGGACUACCGCCACUAUUACCACUCUACUAGUGACCUUCCAGAUUUAAACUUCUUCUCCUUCCUCCAAGGCGACAAUCAUCAGCAUUACAACAUGGUGAUGGCUGCCGCCGCAGCUGCUUCAGCGUCAGAGGACCCUGACCUGCUCCUCAACCGCUUCCUGCCGUACGGCUCCUCUCAGAUGUUGAGGGAGCAGCCGGGGACCCCUGGGAGCAGCACGCUGGCAGCCACCAACGGAGGCAGCAACAGCGGCAGCACCAGUAGUUUGGUUUCGUCCAGCAGUCUACGGGAUCGGGACAAAGACAGAGACAGCCACUCCAUCUCAGGAUUGUCGCGGUCCUCGGUGGAAGCUGCAGCAGCUGCCAUUUAUGGAUCCAUGUCUGACGUUAUCUCUCUUGACUAGAUCCACACAGAACUGAAUGACAAGGGAGACCUCGACACAGGAGCUCUUUGUAAAUAAGGAAGAGGAAGAAGAAAGAAUACAGUGCUAUGUACAGAGAGGAAAAUCUAUUUUCAAUUUUACUUAUCAUAUGUAUAUAAACUUAGGACGCUUCUUGUCCAGUGAGUUACUUCAGUUGAUAUUUUUCUGUGAAGACUGAAGACUUUUUCACACCUCUUCAUGUGGUCCUUCGAUUAUAUUGUACCUUUUGUACCUGGUUUUUACAGUUUUGUUUAAUAUUUCAUGUCAAUGGCAUUAUUUCAGUCAACUAUAAUGUGCACAGCACCCAAUGAGGUGACACCUCAUGGAACAUUGUCUUUAGAAUAUAAAGAAAAUGGGCAUUGUAAUAGUAACUUAUACAAAUGGCAAGAGACAGCAAAACAGGAACAUGUGUUUCACUUUAUUUUCUAAAUGGCACCAUUUUCGUCCAAUGUUUUGACAGCAGAAAGAUCAAGUGAUUUUUGGCAUCACUGUAGAUUUUUCUGUAGGACAUUCAUGCUGUGGUCAUAUUAUUUGAAAGAAUUAUUUAUAGUGUAAGUUAUGUUUGAUGUAUGCUGUUUUUUUUAAAGAAGCAUUCCCUUUGCCUCUAGGAACUGUUGCCACUAGAAAUACCAGAAGCAAACGCUAGAUCCUUCUGUUGUCAUAACUCUGCACUCUACGCAUUUUUCAGUCCAAUCAAAUUGAAUAUGAACUACAUUGUACAGUUUACACUGUACUGGAAAAUACAUCUGAAUUGGGAAUGUAUCAGUGUUGUAAUGCCAGGCUUUUUCAGUGUGUGAAUGAAUUAUACACAAUCAGACCUUGUAUGUGCAUCUAACAAAUGCCAUAUAGUGACAUUUUCUUUUAAACUACAGAUGUCUCAUUUGAAAAGUUACGCCUAAAGAUGAAAGUUAAGUGGCUAGAAGUCAUCCAAGAAAUUCUCUUCCAUUUUCGCGACAAGGCUAGUUUCUGGUCCACUUUUGGUAAAUCUUUAACUGAAAGGCUGAGAAUUGUUAAGUGGGUGCAAAUGGAUUAAAAAAAAUCAUCCUGACUUUGUUUGAUUUUAGCCUCUGCUGUUUUUACUUUAAACGCUAAGUGGAGCAGUGAAGCAUUCACAGUUGCAGUAAACGCUUAAAGAAUAGUUUUCAGCUUAGCAUGUCUGCAAAUGACCUGAAAGCUUGUUAUUUAAGUCCUAUGCUGUUCCUUAGUGAGUAGCUUUUUAUUUGUUAAGUGUGGCCUAUUUGCAACAGCCUCUAAGUGAACUGUGAUAGCUUGAUCUCUGACCGGAUCACCAAACACAUUUUGCCCCCGAAGUGAAAACAAUUGAAGUUAAUACGGACGCCUCCCCUCCCUUUUUUUUUUCUGGACUUGUGCUUAUAAUUAGAAUUAUUUAUUAUCAUAUAUAUUUUCAGCAUUUGUUUGAUUUGUGGAUAUGCAUUGCUGUCACUGUAUGUGAUCUUUCUUUUGUAAUUAUAUAAUUAAUGCUAUUUAAAGAUGUCAUUGUUGCUUGACAUGCAUUGUAACAUUUUCUGUUCCUCUGUCCGUUUUACUAUCAGAUGAUGUCAAUAACUCAAUAGAGGCUUUGAGCAUUUUGAACCGCUUCAAGGUCUACUGUGCUGUUUGAUAUUUCUAAGAAUAAAACAAGAUAUAAGAAAGUG